UCACCUUCUCCUGCUACCUGAGCCCUCCACUCCUGACACCAUGCACUGCAACAACUUCUCCGGUGCUGUCUUCCCAGGAUGCUACUGGGGCAGCUUCGGCUACCCCCUGGGGUACAGCGUGGGCUGUGGCUAUGGCAGCACCUACUCCCCAGUGGGCUAUGGCUUCGGUUACGGCUACAACGGCUGUGGGGCCUUCGGCUACAGAAGAUACUGGCCAUUUGAUCUCUACUGAUUUGCUGAAAUUGCCGAGGCAUAGAAUCUUCUCUCCCAAGGUUAAGAGGCACCCUCAACGUUCCUCCUUUGCUCCUUGACCUCCCAGUUGCUGCUUCUCAGACCUAGUACCAGAGUCCAGAGGGAAAGAAAUGAAAAAGCAGACGAUGCCUUACCUGCCUUCCCUGGAUGAUGUUCUUUGAGACAUUUUCAGAAACUUUAUACCCAAACAUGUAUUUCAUCUGAAUUUUUCACCAUGCUCACGACUCUUGAUAAAGUUGUGGAUAUGUGUGUUGAAUUCUCAAUAAACUUGUCUCAGCCAGCAUAA
Molecule: messenger RNA, 538 nt
Organism: Canis lupus familiaris (dog)
Lineage: Eukaryota; Metazoa; Chordata; Mammalia; Carnivora; Canidae
Gene: KRTAP8-1
Product: keratin associated protein 8-1
Exons: 1
Coding region: 41-232 (63 amino acids)
Source: RefSeq, a predicted model, not a curated record